This is a messenger RNA of Lates calcarifer (barramundi perch), 2796 nucleotides long. Its product is annotated as protocadherin alpha-10-like. Bases 300 to 2690 code for a protein of 796 amino acids. Gene Ontology annotation, biological process: homophilic cell-cell adhesion. Gene Ontology annotation, cellular component: plasma membrane. The transcript has a single exon. Lineage: Eukaryota; Metazoa; Chordata; Actinopteri; Centropomidae. Gene Ontology annotation, molecular function: calcium ion binding. The record is from RefSeq and is a predicted model, not a curated record.
CUUUCCAAUGAUAUAUUUGGUGUAACAUGUAGUUAUGACAAAUGUCCACGCGGGGACACUACAGACCAUCACAUGUGGACGUGCUCUUUGGUGGCGUAGGGCUCCUCCCAGAUUCAGCGGAUGAUGAAUCUCUGGGCUUUGUUACACAGAGACAUCGGACGACAAAGAACGGUUGUCUGCUUUGGUCGUGAAAAUGUCAACAUAUUCGUUUGGAAUAUUUCGUCCCUGAUCGCGAUAUCGUAGUUGCUGUAACAUAUUGCUCAGAUUUGCCUACAUGCUCCGUCUUGAUAUCUGGAAUUAUGUAUUUACCGAGGAGAACGAGCUCUGUGUGGAUAUAUCUCUUAUUCGUGUUUCUAGAUUAUUACUGGGAAGCGGUGUCUGGGCAGCUCUCUUACUCCGUCUCAGAGGAGGUAAAUCUGGGGACUGUUGUCGGAAACAUCGCUAAAGAUCUGAACAUCAAUGUCCAGGAUUUGGAGUCCCGAAUGUUUCAGAUCGUUGCUGGAUCAAAGAGAAAAUAUUUCGAGGUAAAUCUAAAGACUGGUGUCCUGUACGUUAAUGAGAGAAUAGAUCGAGAGGAACUCUGUGGCAAUGAACCAAAAUGUUCACUGAGUGUAGAAGCAGUGAUUAAUAAUCCACUGAAACUGUACCGCAUUGAAAUAAUAAUUUUAGAUGUCAAUGAUAAUUCCCCAUCAUUUCUCAGCACCUCACAGGUAAUCAACAUUACUGAGAGCACAGCAGCAGGGGCUAAAUUCCCCCUGCGUCCAGCUCACGACGAGGACGUCGGAAAAAACACUGUGAACACCUACAAGCUUAGUCAAAAUGAACACUUCUCUCUGGUUACACUUAAAGGAGAGACUGUAUCUCCUGAAUUAGUGCUUCAGAAAAUUUUAGACCGAGAAAAACAAUCUGUGAUUCGACUCACACUGACUGCCGUUGAUGGAGGAACUCCUGCUAAAUCAGGCAGCAUGACUAUAAUAGUUUAUGUGUUGGACAUUAAUGACAACGCUCCUGUAUUCAGUCAAACUCUAUACAAAGCCAGUGUUUAUGAGAAUGUGAAAAUAGGCACAUCGAUAAUAGCAUUAAAUGCUACUGAUUUAGAUGCAGGUCCAAAUGGACAAGUGUUAUAUUCAUUCAGUGAAGCAGGUCGUGGGAAACAAACUGAUCUGUUUGCUAUAGAUGAAAAAACUGGAACUAUAAAAAAUACAAAAAAAAUCGACUAUGAAGAGAAUAGUGCUUUUGAGAUUCGAGUACAAGCCAGUGAUGGAGCUUCUUCUCCUCUCACUUCACAUGCAAAACUAUUGAUUGAAGUGUUAGACGUCAAUGACAAUGCUCCUGAAAUUUCAGUCACAUCUUUGUUAAACACCGUGAAAGAGGACGCGUCCAUUGGCACAGCUAUUGCGCUUGUUUCAGUAUUUGAUAAAGACGGAGGUAAAAAUGGGAUAGUGAACUGUAAAAUUUCCAACAAUGUUCCUUUCAAAUUAGAAUCAAAUUAUAAGAAUUAUUAUUCAUUGGUGGUGGACGGUCCUCUUGACAGAGAGAGCGCAUCUCAAUACAAUAUCAGCAUCACUGCUACUGACGAGGGGAGCCCACCUCUCUCCAGCACGAGUGUUAUUACUGUACACGUCUCAGAUGUGAAUGAUAACAAACCAAUAUUCACAGAAACUGUAAUCAGUGUCUAUGUGAAAGAAAACAGUCCAGUAGGAGCAGUUAUAAAAACAGUUUCAGCGAUUGAUGCUGACAUUGAUCAAAAUGCUCGGGUGAGCUAUUCAUUUUUACAUGACAACAGUAACUCAUUGCCACUGUCCACAAUGGUAAACAUCAACUCAGAGACUGGAGAUAUAGUCAGUCUGCAGUCUUUUAACUAUGAGGAGUUGAAAACGUUCCAGUUUAAAGUUCAGGCUACAGACUCUGGUGUUCCUCCGCUCAGCAGCAACGUGACUGUGAACGUUUUUAUCCUGGAUGAGAAUGACAACAGUCCCUCGAUUCUCGCGCCCUAUUCUGAGCACGGCUCCGUUAACAGUGAGAGCAUCCCCUAUUCUGCUGAAGCGGGAUACUUUGUAGCAAAGAUCAGGGCUGUAGACGCAGACUCUGGACACAAUGCGCUGCUUUCUUAUCACCUCUCUGAGCCCAAAGGAAACAACCUCUUCAGGAUCGGAACCAGCACCGGGGAAAUCAGGACUAAGAGGAGAAUGAGUGACAAUGACCUGAAAACUCACCCCUUGGUGGUGUUGGUGUCUGAUAACGGAGAACCCUCCCUGUCAGCUACUGUGUCUAUUGAUGUGGUGGUGGUUGAAAGCACAGCUGACAUCCAGACUCAGUUCAGACAUGUGCCCAUAAAGGAGGACAGCUUCUCUGACUUAAACCUGUAUCUGCUGAUCGCCAUUGUGUCGGUGUCAGUCAUCUUUCUGCUGAGUCUCAUCAGUUUAAUAGCUGUCAAAUGUCACAGGACAGACGGCAGUUUCAGCAGGUACGGCCCUCCAAUGAUCACCACCCACCCUGACGGGAGCUGGUCUUACUCUAAAGCUACUCAGCAGUAUGACGUCUGUUUCAGCUCAGACACGCUCAAGAGUGACGUAGUGGUUUUCCCCGCACCGUUUCCGCCUGUAGAUGGAGAACUGAUCAGUAUUAACGGAGGAGACACUUUUACCAGAACUCAGACUUUACCUACUAAAGAAAAGGUAAGAACAUAGUUGCAUUUAAAAUGGGCUUUGUGUUAUGCAUGUGUUGGGAAGCUGUUAUGGCAUUCCCUCUCACUGCAUUUUAAUUGACACAGUAUUAAUUACAAAUUGAGGUCAU